UGGGCGUGGUGUACAUUCUGGUCUGUGACACACCUUCUCUGUCGUAGUUGCACUGUUGAUUAUUUUGUUGUGUUUUGAGUUGUUGUUCUGCUCUGUUCGAGAUCAUGGAUGCUGAGGCUUUACUCUCUAGCUGUUAUUUGAAAGUAAUUGGUUGUGUAUUGGCAGUGAUCGUACUCGUAGGCAUAGCCAUAGGCGUACUAUGGCGAAUUAGAAAGUCAAGACAAGAAAAAAAGCGUAAAGAUUACCCAAAGGACACUGUUGUGCUUCACCAGAUAGGAAGAGCAAAAUAUGCUCCUAGUUUGUCACCAUUUCCAUUAAAGCUAGAGACCUACCUGCGUAUGGCGGGAAUUCCCUACAUUAAUGAGCAUUCGAUGGAAAUGUCGUCAAAGGGCAAGACACCGUGGAUGACUUAUAAUGGGCUAGACAUCGCAGAUUCAGAAUUCUGCAUUGGCUACCUGACGGAGAAGUUGGGAACUGAUAUGAGCAAGAACCUCACACCGGAGGAGAAGGCCAUUGCACAUGCAUUCCAGAAGAUGACUGAGGAAAACCUCUACUGGUAGGCAUAUAGUAUUUAUGCAGACCUGUGGUGAUUACUGACCUUGAUAAUAUUAUCUCUUUACAACCCAGUGUUUUCGGUCGUGGUCUACGGUCGGAUCUCAUAUGAAGGUAGCUUCGUAUCGCGAUCUUUCAUAUAUUAAUGGCUCUGUAUAUGACGUUACGUAUUCUUGGAGAAUUUCGUGUAGAUUUAUGAUGAAAGGUCUGUGAUAUGAUAGGGGCAACUAUUACAUAUAUGUGGGAAUUCUUGUCUCGGUGUAAUUUUCUUUCGAUAUCCAGUUGCUGGGCUUGCUGUUUUGUUUCUGCUGUGAUGUGUGUUAGUGUGCUGAUUAUCUAACCCCCAAAAAUGAGCCACACUGUUUGGCAGGCACAUGAUUCACCAAUAUACAAUGCAAGUGUAUCCCCCUAUGUUUGCUUGCUUGAUAUUUACAGUUAGUUGUGGCUGGUUAGUUCGGGCAGUGAUAUCACGUAUGCCAUAUAAUAGCUGAUAAUUUCAUUUUGUAAAUACACACAUCACGUAUGCCAUAGCUGAUAAUUUGUAAAUACACACAGUCACCGUAAAUUGUGAGGGUUUAGAAAUGGAUGAACUAUAAUACUAAAUAGUAUAAUUUCUAUGCUUGUACAGUAGGCCUACUACUUUCCUAUUUAGCUGUUCUGUGAGUGGUGUAGCAUUCAGUUUCGUUCUGACAAUAGUGCCUCGAUCAUAGUAACAUUAAUUCAGAUAUGUAGUACAGCUACAUUCACAUCAGGGAGGGGGU
Priapulus caudatus is the source of this 1313-nucleotide messenger RNA. RefSeq names its product failed axon connections homolog. The coding region runs from base 105 to 560 and encodes 151 amino acids. The transcript is spliced from 3 exons. Lineage: Eukaryota; Metazoa; Priapulida; Priapulimorpha; Priapulimorphida; Priapulidae. The record is from RefSeq and is a predicted model, not a curated record. Gene Ontology annotation, cellular component: cytoplasm.